AUCGCAUAACCGAAUAAGUCACUAUGAACCGCCCUUUAUAACAAACUAGUGUACAGACAGUCGUGAUGUCGCGAAUAUUAUCACUAGUGAUUUUAGCUUUAAUUCGCGAAUUAUUUUAAUUAAUUUAAGCGUUCAGAGUUCCAUCAAGAGUAGAUUCUCGUAACAAAAUGUCACCCGAUAUCACACUGGCACUUAGGCUGAAACCGAUAAUCGUACAGAAAUGGAAGAAAAACUGGAAAAGUUAAUCGACAAUGCGAUCGCUGAAAUGAAAAAGAAACUCGGUUGCUAUUCGAAACAAGUUGAUCAUAACAUAACGAACGUUUAAUCAAAGAGUUCGGCUUGUGGGAUUAUUACAAUUCGAUUCCAGAUGAUGUACUUAUGUGGCGUGAACGAUAUUAGCGAUGUGAACGUCGUAUUGAAUGCUGAAAACCAGAAACUGCAAAAGCUUAGCAACGAAUUGACCGUCGCACAGUUAGAUACGUAUUUGAAUUCUCUUCGCACGAUGUCCAAGUCAUUGGAAGAAUAUUACACCUACAUACAAAAGGAAAUGGAAAAAUACGACGACGAAUAUAUCAAGCAAUGCCACAGCUGUAACCAAGAUGGAUUAGAUUUCACCAAUUUACAAACAACUAUUCAUAAACUGCAAGCUGAUAUUUAUCAAGCUAACGAGAAACAGGAGCCGAAAACCGUAGUAACGACGAAGCUAUCGCAGUGUUUCGAUUUACACAAGUAAAUCACUCUGUGUCAAACAGAUUUAGAUCAAAUGAAGAACGAACUGUCUACUAUUCGUCAUUUACCAUCGAAUCUUCCCGAAGCUGAAAAGAAACUCAACGAUUUGAAGAAGAAAUUCCGCGAAGUGUCCAACGAGUUCUCCAAGAAAGUGUCUCAAUAAGGUAAUUUUGAAUCGAGGAUUAUUUGAAUACUCGUUCCGUUUGUUUUAUUUCUUGAAUAUCUUGUACCUUAAAAAUGCAUUUAUUUUUUAGUUUAGGAUUUUAUUUCAUUUUGCAUUCGUAUAAUUAGAUGCAGAAUUAUUACGUUGUAUGUAUUUAUUUUUUCGAAUAAAUUAUUCUGAUCUCGUUCUUA
Planococcus citri (citrus mealybug) is the source of this 1083-nucleotide messenger RNA. RefSeq lists its product as uncharacterized. The transcript is spliced from 6 exons. The coding region runs from base 368 to 733 and encodes 121 amino acids. The record is from RefSeq and is a predicted model, not a curated record. NCBI's taxonomy places the organism in Eukaryota, Metazoa, Arthropoda, Insecta, Hemiptera, Pseudococcidae.